GGUCUGUCAAACGCAAAAAACGUCAAGACAGCCAUAAAAGUUGUUGCCUUUUAGCACUUGAUGUUGGAGAUCAUUUGUUAGGGUAGAUAAGCAACUCACAUCCAGUUCUAUCGGUUCACACCGUUUAAGUGAGUACCAUAACUGUCUGGUGUUUCAGUACACACGUGUAUUAAGAGUUUUUCUUGUGUCGUCUCGUGAACAUGGACAAAAUAGCCCACGCAGAUGUUGGUGACAUUCAGUCAAGGUUGCUGGACCAUAGGCCAGUCCUACAAGGAGAGAUCAGGUAUUUUGUACGAGAAUUUGAGGAGAAGCGAGGCUUUAGGGAGUGUCGUCUAUUAGAAAACUUGAACAAGCUGGUGAUUGAGACCAAUGAGCAAGUAUUGCCCAGGUGCACCAAGACCAUGCAUGGAAAUUUACUUGACGCUCUCAGUCGCUUGGAAGCUGUAACUCGUAUGACGCAGAGAAUCCAGGAGAGGGAGCUAGAAACACAUAGCAUGAUUCUUCAGGAGGGUGUGGAGAAACGCAGAGCAGACUGGCAGGACUUUGUGAAACAGCAAUCUUGGCUAAAGGAGGAGGUGGAUGAAGAACAUGCUAAAGCUGUGGGAAGACUCAGUACACAGUACAGUGAGAUAAGGAAAGACCUUGCCAAGUUUUCCCAUUUCUGAAGUUCUCUAUGGAUGCUCUUGUUUUUGGACAGUAUUUUUGAAAAUGUUCUUCUGCAGCUUGAUGAUCAACGUACAGAGAAGGCCUAAGGAAGCCUGUUAUAUGGUUUUCAGAGAACAUGUGUGCCUCAUUUGCUUUAUUCUCUGCAUGUAUUCAAAAUCGAUAUGUGGUCGAAGAAUUUAAAAGAAAAUGAGCGGUUUACAUAAAAUAUGUAGUUAAGCGAAUUGUUUAAAGUUACACACAAAUCUUGUAUAAAGUUGUUGAACAGAAAUUUGAUCUACUAGCAUGAGUUAUAUAUUAGUUAUGUAUAAAGUGUAUAAUCCACUGAAUUACUAUUAACUUGAUCACAACACUGGGGAUGUUGCAGAUCAUUAACUCGCGCAUGACACAGUGGUGCAGUAGAUAGCAUUGUGCCUUAAAGCUCCAGUAUUCAGGGUUCCCUCCUCAACUUUGGUGAAUGUACCAAAACAAAUGGAGCAAACUCGGUACUUUUUUUAAACUUCUGUGCUCAAUUUGCAUGUAGCUUUUACAUAGGUCCCCUUCAGAUGUUUAGAUGUUUGACCAACUGCUUUGCCAGCCCUAGAUGGAGUUAGGCCAGCAGUUGAAAUAUAAAUAGCUUGUACUGUUUUAAUAUUUUCCUAAUCUGCAGAGUAUAGCUUGAGCACUGUAUUUUGUACAUUCUGUGUAUAAGCAUAAAAACUUGUUAGAAGUGAUUCUGCAUAGGUCAUAAAACAGUGUACAUAUAUAUUGGUUGUUUUUGUAUCUGUGCCGAAGGAAAAGGUGACAAAAGGAAAAGUUUUUUCAGUCAUUGAUUAAAAUAGUUCAUAUUUUUAGGCUUAUUGUUGUGAUGAAGGACAUUAUGAUUGAAUAAAAAUGUACUAGAAAGAGCUCUCAAAUCUUUAA
This is a messenger RNA of Tachysurus fulvidraco (yellow catfish), 1566 nucleotides long. It is a transcript of the gene bloc1s5, whose product is annotated as biogenesis of lysosomal organelles complex-1, subunit 5, muted. Gene Ontology annotation, cellular component: BLOC-1 complex; transport vesicle. The transcript is spliced from 5 exons. The record is from RefSeq and is a predicted model, not a curated record. The coding region runs from base 201 to 665 and encodes 154 amino acids. Lineage: Eukaryota; Metazoa; Chordata; Actinopteri; Siluriformes; Bagridae.